UCCUCCACUUCUCCCUGAGUAGAAGCCUGGACCAGGAAGUGGCUCCCCCUCCUUCUGCUUUCACAUGUAGCUUCUGCUUUUUUGUUUAUUCGCAAUGUUUUCAUAGAGCGGCUGAAUGUGCCCGAGCUUCCUCCCUCCACAGUGUGCGGCGCCCGGCAGACCCCUCACCUUCCCAUAACUGACAGGAGGGACCGCUCCCAGACACCUGGACAGGACCCAAAAUGAUAAUGUGGCUGUUAUACACCAUAUCCAUCCUGACUUCAUAACAACCCAUAGAGUGGCACGUGGACAUGAACCUGCACCCUCGACGAAUUCGUCUUAAGCCAUGGUUGGUGGCACAGGUGGACAGUGGAAAAUACCCAGGGUUAUAUUGGGAAAAUCAGGAUCACAAGAUGUUUCGUAUCCCCUGGCGUCAUGCAACUCGUCAUAUACCAACACAAGACGAUGAAAACACAAUAUUUAAGGCUUGGGCCAUGGAAACUGGGAAAUAUCAAGAGGGUAAAGAUGAGCCUGACCCUGCAAAAUGGAAGGCAAAUUUGCGCUGUGCCCUAAACAAGAGCAGAGAGUUCAAGCUUCUAUAUGAUGGCACCAAAGAAACGCCCAUGCAACCGUUUAAGAUCUACCAGCUAUGUGAUCUCCCAGGACAAAAUGAAGAGCCCUUGCUGGAUGACACUGGAUGUGAUGAAGAGGAAGAGAUUGACCAUAUGUUCCCAGCGCUGGAUAUUAGUGAUCCACUGCCACCUUACAUCUGGCCUAAAUCAGAACCCACUUUCAGCCCGUGUGGAAACCUUAUGCAACAUAACCUGACCCCAGCAGACACUGCUGUAAAACCAACUGCCCCUGCUGUGUACCCUGGAGUGGAAUUAUCUCCCCAAGGCAUGGUGCCACAGACGGUAGUUCUUCCUCUUUCAGAACUAGUUCCUGCUGGGAGUAUGGAGCCAAGUCAAGAUCCAACGCUUCCUAUACAAGGGGUGAUGGCAGCCCCCAUUGAACAAGGCAUACCAGAGUUGCUUAGUCCCCAAAUGUUGCCAUUGACUGACUUAGAAAUAAAGUUCCUAUAUAGAGGGAAGCAAGCGGGAGCGAUGACUGUCAGUAACCCUCAUGGCUGCCGCCUUUUUUACAGUAACCUUGAGCCAACUCCAGAGCAAGUGGAACUGUUUGGUCCAACUUCUCUGGAACAAGUUCGGUUUCCAGGAACAGAUGAGAUCGGCAAUGAGAAACAAAAGUUCUACACAAACCAUCUUUUGGACGUUAUGGACCGAGGACUUAUCCUUACCUUGCAAGGGCAGGAUAUCUAUGCAAUCCGAUUGUGCCAGUGCAAGGUCUUCUGGUCUGGCCCUUGUGCAACUAACCUAGGUGGUCCUAAUCCCAUAGAAAGGGAGAAGAGAAUCAAAGUAUUCAGCUUAGAGACCUUUUUAAAUGAACUCAUUGCAUGCCAGAAAGGGCAGACCAAUGUACUGCCACCUUAUGAGAUAUUUUUCUGCUUUGGGGAGGAAUGGCCAGAUCGAAAACCUAGAGAGAAAAAGCUCAUCACUGUGCAGGUUAUUCCUGUAGCUGCACGCUUACUAUCUGAAAUUUUCACUGGAGAAUCCUCUUGGUCUGCAGAUAGUAUAAAGCUCCAAAUCUCACAUCCGGACCUAAAGGAUAAGAUGGUGGAGCAAUUUAAGGAACUUCAUCAGCUUUGGCAAAGUCAGCAGGCCCAAGCUAUGAGCCCAGAUGGAGGAGUAACUGCUACUGGAGUAAAUGUCGGCUCUGGGCCUUGGCCUAUGCAUUCAGGAAACAUGCAGUAACAAGACUGUUGAAUGUGGUUCAUGAUACUGUUUUGGGCUCAGUUAUGGAGAAUACAGUUACUGAACACAAUAUGAAAUUCUACCAUAGAGGAUGAAGGAACUGCGAGGUUUAUGUGCUUAAGUAAUUGCUCUGGAUGGUGAUAGAGAACAAAACAGACUUGUUUCUACUGCAGAAAAUCUCAGGAAUAACAUCCCAAACUGUUGUUUGGGAAAAUGAACCAUAGCCUAGGGUUCAUCUUAGUGUGUAGAAUAUUAUGGCAUGUUGGCAGUUAUAUAGCAGUGAUCCAUGUUCACCCUCAUAGGGAAAUACUGAAUUUCAGUAGUAUGCAUAUUACUUGUCAUAAAUUCUGUUCACAUUCUAGAUACAUGUGUAGAAAAUAGAAGGGGAACAGAAUACACUUGGAUGUGGUUUCAGCUUCUUUAUGUUAAGCUUGUUGCCUUCUGGUUAGUAAAGCUGAACAAGGAGUUUUUAUUUUUAGGAGUAAGAUUUCACAAUGAAUGUAGAGAAAGAUAACCAGUUUAUUUUAAAUUUGACCUGUCACAUAGAUGCAAACUAAAUAAAGGGAAAACUAUUUUCUGUUUUUCUAAAUGUAGAGCUUUGGCGGAUAUUGCAGCUCAGCCACAUUCACUUAAACAAGGAUGAGCUGCAAUACCAAGAGCAGUCCAUGGGAAUGAAUAUAUAUAUUUAUUACAGAAAGGUCCAGCAUAUGUAUGCACAGGGGGAAGGAGGUCCUUCACAUGAACUUUUAUCCAUAUAAAGAUGCUCUUUCAGAUAAAAUGUUGUAUUGACACCUCUACUUCCUGUGUUGUAGAUCAUAAUUUUAUUUGACAUUGUCUUAUCAUUUAAAAGAAUAAGCUUCAAUGACCAAAUCCACAAACAAGAACUCUAUAAUGCAUGAACCAUGAAAGCGGGCAGCACUGAAGUCUCUGUACUCCAUGUAACGUUCAGUCUGGCCCACAAGGGAAGGCACUUGUUUUUGUAGGUAAAUCUCUCCUGACACUACCACUAUAUGUAAGUGGAAGGAAACUGUUGUUCAAGCAGAUCUGUAGUCAGGUUGUGGACUGUGUAUGUUUUAUACACUCAAAAUAAAAC
Molecule: messenger RNA, 2883 nt
Organism: Hyla sarda
Lineage: Eukaryota; Metazoa; Chordata; Amphibia; Anura; Hylidae
Gene: IRF5
Product: interferon regulatory factor 5
Exons: 9
Coding region: 291-1790 (499 amino acids)
Biological process (GO): regulation of transcription by RNA polymerase II; immune system process
Cellular component (GO): nucleus
Molecular function (GO): protein binding; DNA-binding transcription factor activity, RNA polymerase II-specific; RNA polymerase II cis-regulatory region sequence-specific DNA binding
Source: RefSeq, a predicted model, not a curated record